AUGCCAAAGGUAACGACCUCGUCAUCCUCGUCAAAGUCGCACGCCGCUUCGUCCGUGGAUCCCAGCCGCGCAGCGGCAGCUGCGGCUGCCCUCACCUCCGCGACAUCAGCCACCACCGCCAUACGAUCUCUGUGGGAUUGCACGUUCUCGAAUGGCGACACAUACCACGGCGAGGCGCUCUACGUCCACGACAAGAAUCGCAAUCCCGUGAAAGAUGGGAAGGGGCGCUACACGUGGGCUUCCAGCGGGGCCGUCUACGACGGCGACUGGAAGGGCGGACUGCCACACGGCACGGGCGUGAUAAGCGUGCCUGGGAUCGACGGCUACGAGUAUGUAGGGGAGUUCAAGGAUGGAAAGCGCAGCGGCAAGGGGUGCUGCCAGUUUUCCAACGGUCGUGUCUACGAAGGCGAGUGGAGAGAAGACGAGAUGAACGGGACGGGCACCCUGCGCGGCGCAUCGAACGUGGACAACUUUACUGAAUACACCGGCGGCUUCCAGAACGGGAUGCGCAGCGGGCGGCAGGGGAGGUGCGUCUACGUUAACGGAGACGUCUAUGACGGCUCCUGGGCUGCAGGGAAGCGCCAGGGGGUCGGGGAGUGGCAGCUGCACAGGCCAGCAACCGGCGCUGCAGCUGCAGCUGCAUCUCGCCCUGUACGCUACCGGGGCGCUUUUGACGGCGACGCGCCACAAGCUAGCGGCACCGGCGAAGGGGAGCUCGAGUACGCGGAUGGCAGCCUGUACACCGGCGGCACGGAUGCGCAGAUGCGGCGACACGGCAAGGGUGUUCACUGUCUCUCUAGCGGGGUUGUUUUCGAAGGCUCUUUUGUGCAGGACCGGCGCGAGGGAAGGGGCGUUCUGCAGGGAGGCGACGGCGCUGUGUGCGAGGGGCAUUGGCACAAUGACCAGCUCAAUGGAGAGGUACGGGUCACUUUCACCGUCGCGUCGUCAUCGCUCGCCACCUCCUCGACAUCCAUUGCGAGUCUGCUGCGACUGAGCCAGUCAGAGUAUGCCGGCCACCCGAUGAAGACAUAUCAUGGCCCCUGUGUUGCGGGCAUAUUCACCGGCGCCCCUGCUGUCAUCACGUACAUGGAUGGGAGCAGCUACAACGGCGCUGUGCGCCACGGCGUCCCUCACGGUUCGGGCGUGCUGCGUGAUCGACCCUUUCCCUGCUCUACUGGAACCCGCGGCAUCGACGCUGACAGCGCUGUUCGCAAGCGCAUUCCAGUCACGUGCGUGCCGCAUGACGCUCUUCUCACGCUUACCUGCUACGAUGGGACCUUCUCCAACGGCGAAGCGGACGGCAACGGCACCGGAGAGUGGCGGACGGACUCGUCAACACAGCAAGCCCCACCAGCAUCGUCGCCACCGACAGAGGCGCCGAUCACGCCUCAAAACUUCAUGCAAGUACUUGGGACGGGGCUGCGCUGCUGGGACCUUGCCAUGUAUGGACGACUGGACGGAACCUACACUGGACAGUGGGCGCGUGGCCUCCCGCAUGGGCAGGGAACCUGGGAGUGGUCGGACGGGUCGCGCUACUCUGGCGCGGUGGCGCAGUAUGUGCCCAGCGGCGCCGGCACCUUGAGCGCGUCAUCUGUCCAGUACACGGGCGACUUUCAGGAAGGUCAGGCGGGGGGAAACGGAGUCUGGGAGGACAAGGCGCGAGGUCUCAAGUACGAGGGACAGUGGCUGGCUGGUCGGCCCCACGGGUGGGGUGUGGCCACGUUGCUGACCGCAGCAUCUCCAUCCUCACCGCAGACAUCGACGCCAAAAUGGUUGGUGAGCUCACGCGUGUACGAGGGGUCGUGGGCAAACGGGAACCCAUCUGGCCAAGGCAGGGAGUACACCACUGAGGAUCGUCGCUGCGUCGCCUACGAGGGCAGCUACGCCGACGGUUACCGCGAGGGUGAAGGGACCAUCUCUUUUGGUGAUACGGACGGCGCCACCGGCGACACGAGCCUGUCGCCGCACUACCUGAAGUACAAGGGCAGCUUUAGUAGAGGCGUCCCCGGCGGCGGCGCUGGUUGCUUGACCCUUCGCAACAAAACCAGCAUUGAGGGCUGCUUCGAUGCACAGCUGCAGCCGCUGGCCGGCAGGGAUGUCAGCAUUAAGUCCGGCAACGAGACGUGGACGUUCAAGGGUGUCUACGACGCGGCGAAGCACACGGGCUGUGGUGUCAUGACCUUUACAAACGGUGACGUGUACGUCGGCGAGGUUGAAGACGCCAGCUGCGGAGGUGGGUUGCAGCAGCAGCAGCAGGCUCUCUUCCAUCUGCAGUGCCACGGCCGUGGCACUUACAAGUUCGUGGAGGGAAACCAACUUCAGUGCACAUGGCGGCACAACGUCCUCCACGGCGCCGGCACGUACACGUCAUCGGACGGUGUGCAGACAGAGCGGAACUAUGCAGAUGGAGUGCUGGCGGGUGGUGCAGUAGUUGCCACUUCUGGAGGUGGCAUCGGUGGCGGCGCUGGCGGCGCGCACGUUGAAGCGGACACCGGCGUCUUGAGGGGCAACGUCUUUACUCCUGAGAAUGAGUUCCCAAACACGCUGUCAGCGGAGGUGUUGAAGUCCCGCAUGUCAGAGGUGCCGCAGGAAUCACCGCUGCAGCCGCGAAAGCGGCAGCCCUUCUCCUUCAUGCGCAAGGGAGAAGCCCGCCGAGCCUCCGCGGCAGGGGAGGCGACGGCGGCGCCCGGCGGUGCCGCCUCUGUAGGGGCAUCCUUGGCGACCUCAGCGCAGCGACGUAGCUCACAACGCGACUUGAAAGACACAAAGAAGCAGUUGGGCCCGCCGCCGGCCGCCGCAAACCAGAAGCGCAGCCCUCGCACCUCUGUCGUGAGUUCUGCGGCGCCAAACAUCACGGGUACCAGCGGACGUGUCGGUGCCGGCAGCCCCCCGCGCGCGACCUGUGGCGGCACUGUGCCGUCAACCAAGGGUGCAUCCCCUGUCGCCUCGCCGUUGCGCUCGACGGCCAAGUACAACACUCUGAGGCGACCCCAGCGGACGGCUAGGAAUGCGCCCCCUCCUGCCGCAGUGGCUUCCUUCGCUGACGGAGCGUCACCCAUUGCUACGACGCCGACAAACGCGCGACCCUCCCUCAUGCACCGUGCCAAGGACGGCAACGACGGCGCUGGCGCCACCGCACCGACGUCCUCUGCGUAUCUCUCGAAGUUUCAGGCUGGCAUCCGCCUGCUCGACACCAUACCGCGAGCUGACUCGCCCACCCCUUCCGCGGUAUCCCGCAACCUGACGCCGACAGCGAAAGGCUCGUCAUGCCCCGCCACCACACCGGCGCAGCCCGGUUCACGAGGCCGACUUAGCUCUGCACUGGCAGCAGGGCGAGCCCAAGAGAUUCAGCAGCGGGUACUCAAGCCUCUCAAGGGCUCUCUGAAGGCGCUGAUGGAUGAGGCGAGUUCGAUACGCAGCACCCGUGAGGAUGAGAUCCAUCUGCUUACGGAGGAGAUGCGGGAGCUGAACGAGCGCAUUUGGCAGCUGCGCUUCACACUGGGAACCAAGAAAGAGGAAGACAGUGGCAGGGGCGUGGGCAAGAAGGCCUACGCGGCGGCAGCACCGUCAACCAAGCCGGAAAGGAAGCGAUCAUCCGUUUCACAAGAGACCCUCGACACCCUCGUGCAGGAGCGGCGCGUAAUAAUGGAAAAGCUGCAGCAUGUUGUGAACGAGCACGGAGAUUAG
Molecule: messenger RNA, 3687 nt
Organism: Leishmania mexicana MHOM/GT/2001/U1103
Lineage: Eukaryota; Euglenozoa; Kinetoplastea; Trypanosomatida; Trypanosomatidae
Exons: 1
Coding region: 1-3687 (1228 amino acids)
Source: RefSeq, a predicted model, not a curated record